UAAAAGAGGUGUCUGCCAAGGCGCGAGGCUUAGUCCGUUUUUGAUUUUUAGACAAAAUGAAGAUACUCAACUUGUUAAUCCUGCUCGUCCUGGUGGCCGUGGCUCUAUCAGCUCCCGCUGCCUCCCCAGACAAUGCUCCCACGGUAUCCGUGCUGCGCUACAAAGAUGACCAGGAUUUGGCUAACAUUCAGCGGGCAAUUAUUGCGCAGUACGAAAGAAUUGGCGGCACCACUAAGGUUCACCAGCCACUGACGGCCAAUAUCGUAAACCCAGCAAGCCUUGGAAUUGUCAUUUAAUGCUCGUCGAAAAUAAAUCGUUUAUAUUUGUGAUUGUUAA
This is a messenger RNA of Drosophila sechellia, 336 nucleotides long. RefSeq lists its product as uncharacterized. The transcript is spliced from 2 exons. The coding region runs from base 57 to 296 and encodes 79 amino acids. The record is from RefSeq and is a predicted model, not a curated record. NCBI's taxonomy places the organism in Eukaryota, Metazoa, Arthropoda, Insecta, Diptera, Drosophilidae.